AUGGCUGGUCGAUUUGUCCGGGCGUCCAAGUACCGACACAUCUUUGGCAAGCCCACAAAGAAGGAGUUUUGCUACGAUAACCUGCGCAUCAGCCGAAAUGCCUGGGACACGAACUUGGUAAAGGCCAACGCCGAGUACCUGUCGGUCAAUUGGGAGUCUUCUGGAGGCGGCGCCUUUGCAGUAAUCCCGCUGAACGAGAAGGGCAAGGCUCCUGACCAGAUCCCUCUGUUUCGCGGCCACACUGCGACCGUGCUCGACACUGACUGGAACCCGUUCAACGAUCACAUCAUCGCCUCUGCCUCUGAAGACGGAAAGGUCUUUAUCUGGGAGGUCCCCAAGGACUUCUCGCUAUACACCGAUGCUGAGGUGAUCCCCGAUGUGUCACCAGUCAGCAAGCUUGGAGGUCACACGAGAAAAGUCGGACAGGUCCUGUUCAACCCCGCGGCCGAAAACAUCCUCGCUUCGGCCUCGGGCGACUUCACAAUCAAGCUCUGGGACGUUGGCACUGGCCAGAGCCACCUGACUCUCCAACACACCGACAUCGUGCAGAGCUUGUCAUGGAACGCGAGCGGUAACAUGCUUGUGACGACGUCGAGAGACAAGAAGAUUCGAGUGUGGGAUGUCCGUCAGGAGAAGCCUGUGCAUGAGGCGGCGGGCCACACUGGUGCCAAGAACAGCAGAGCAGUCUGGUUGGGCGAGCACAACCGAUUUGCCACGACUGGUUUCUCCAAGAUGAGCGAGCGACAAAUUGCUCUGUGGGAGCCCGGCCGCAGCGAUCCCAUUGGAGGUUUCACUCAUCUGGAUGCCAUCUCUGGUGUCUGCAUGCCAUUCUGGGACGAAGGUUCCAACUGCCUCUACCUUGCUGGCAAGGGUGACGGCAACAUCCGCUACUACGAGUACGAGAAUGACAAGUUUGAGUACCUGAGCGAGUACAAGUCCGCAGACCCCCAGCGAGGUAUCGCCUUUGUUCCGCGACGUGGUAUCAACGUUCACGAGAAUGAGGUCAUGCGCGCCUUCAAGACGGUAAACGACAACUACAUCGAGCCCAUCUCCUUCACCGUGCCCCGUAGAGCAGAGACCUUCCAGUCCGACAUUUUCCCUCCCGCCAUUGGAACUCGUCCUGCCAUGAGCGCCAAGGAGUGGCUCGAUGGCAAGACUGAUAUUCCGGCCAAGAUUGAUCUGGAGAGUAUCUACGAGGGAACUGCUCCUAAGGAGGUUGCCGCCAACUACCAGCCACCAGCCCCAGUUGCUGCUCCUGCCCCGGUUGCCGAGCCCAAGAAGGAGGAGCCCAAGGAGGAGCCCAAGCCGGCUUUCCGAGCUCCCGUCAGCGUCAGCGACCAGAAGAGCUCGAUUGCUGCUAUGGCCAACAAGUACCAAGACAACGAGGAGGAGGAUGCUCCUAAGAAGGAGGAGCCAUCAAGCUUUGACGAGGAAGUCAAGCCAGCUCAGCGAGCUCCUCUCCCCAUCCGAUCAGAAUCGAAGCCUGCCACUCCACCAGUCGCAAGCCCCGCCCCAGCUCCCAUCAAGGCAGCUUCCGCACCCGCUCCCGCCGCUGCUGGUUCCAGCGACGCCGCCACCUCCUUAUCCGAGAUUAAGGAGCUGAUUGAGAACCAGACGAAGAUAAUCAGUGCGCAGAACGACCAGAUUGGGCUGCUCACCUUGGAGGUUGAGUCCCUAAAGAAGCGUUUUGGAUCGGGAUCCCAGGACCAGAGCGAGCGAAUCAGACAGCUGGAGCUGGAGCUGGAAGAGGCUCGAUCCUAA
Molecule: messenger RNA, 1761 nt
Organism: Trichoderma gamsii
Lineage: Eukaryota; Fungi; Ascomycota; Sordariomycetes; Hypocreales; Hypocreaceae
Exons: 7
Coding region: 1-1761 (586 amino acids)
Biological process (GO): actin filament organization
Molecular function (GO): actin filament binding
Source: RefSeq, a predicted model, not a curated record